Messenger RNA from Xyrauchen texanus (razorback sucker), 2052 nucleotides. RefSeq lists its product as uncharacterized. The coding region runs from base 46 to 2052 and encodes 668 amino acids. Lineage: Eukaryota; Metazoa; Chordata; Actinopteri; Cypriniformes; Catostomidae. The record is from RefSeq and is a predicted model, not a curated record. The transcript is spliced from 5 exons.
UCACAUGCAAACUCAUAUCAGGAAGUAAACACCUCCAGUUUCAUAAUGAUAUUCAUUGUUUCUAGAAGUUUCUUACGGUCCCUGUUGACUGUCAUCUUUGUAACGCUGUGUUUAAAAUCCAACUCUGAAGUUACAGCAGCAGUUAGUCCAGUCUAUGACUGUCGACUUCAUAGUGGAACCUACGUCUGCACUGGUGCUCAAUAUCGCAUGUACUGCAACACAGGAAUGCAUAAUUUCGAUUACCGGAGAUCUCAAUACCAAGAUGAAUACCGAUGCUUGAGUAAUAACUGUAACUGCAUUGGUAACAAGGACACCUGUACAUGCUCUAGUAGUACUUUCUCAUCCUGCUACUGUGAGACUUACGGCAACAGCAUCGCUCUCACUACAGCAGUUAGUCCAGUCUAUGACUGUGGUCUUUAUAAUGACACCUACAUCUGCACUGGUGCUCAAUAUCGCAUGUACUGCAACACAACAGUGAGUAAUUUUGAAUACUGGAAGUAUAUAAACCAAAACCAGUAUGUAUACAGAUGCUACCAAUACCAAUACUCAUACGGGAAUUAUAAAUGUUACUGCAAUGGUGAUAAGAGCACCUGUACAAGCUACUUGGCUACUUUGUGCUCCUGCGUCUGUGAGAAUUACGGUAACAGCAACGCUCUCACUACAGCAGAUAGUCCAGUCUAUGACUGUGGUCUUUACAAUGACACCUACAUCUGCACUGGCACUCAGUACCGCAUGUACUGCAACACAAGUCGACAUGAUUUCUACUUCCGGAGAUAUCAGUACCAAAACCAGUACCAAUGUGUUAAUAAUAACUGUAACUGCAUUGGUAAUAAGGACACCUGUACAUGCUCUAGUAGUACUUUGUCCACCUGCUUCUGUCAGACUUACGGCAAUAACAUCACAGCCACUGAUGCAGUUAUUCCAGUAUUUGAUUGUCAGCUUUAUGAUGGAACUUACAUCUGUACAGGUGCUCAGUAUCGCAUGUUCUGCAACACAAGAGUGCAUGAUUUCUACUACCGUGGAUAUCAAUACCAAGACCAAUACAAGUUCCAAUGCUUGAGUAAUACGAAUAAUAACUGCAACUGCCUUGGUAAUAAGGACACCUGUACAUGCUAUAGUAGUUCUCUGUCAUCGUGCUAUUGUGAGACCUAUGGCAAUAGCAUCGCUCUCACUACAGCAGUUAGUCCAGUCUAUGACUGUGGUCUUUACAAUGACACCUACAUCUGCACAGGUGCUCAGUACAGCAUGUACUGCAACACAAGUCUACAUUAUUUCUCUUACAGUAAAUAUUAUUACCAGUGCAGGAAUAAUAACUGCUUCUGCACUGGUAAUGAGAACACCUGUACAUGCUCUAGGAUUACUCUGUCCUCCUGCUUCUGUGAGUCCAACAACAAUAGCACCACUCUCACUACAGCAGUUAGUCCAACUUAUGGCUGUGGUCUUUUGAAUGACACAUACAUCUGCACUGGUGCUCAGUACCGUUUGUACUGCAACACAGGAAUGCACGGUUUCAGCUACAGGAGAUAUCCGUACCAAAACCAAUUCCAAUUCCAAUUCCAAUGCUUGAAUAAUGAAUGUAACUGCAUUGGUGAUAAGGACACCUGUACAUGCUCUGGGAGUAGAUUUUCAUCCUGCUUCUGUACAAGUUACAAAAAUAACAUCACUCUCACUACAGCAGUUAGUCCAGUCUCAGUGCCUGACUGUGGACUUAAUAAGGACACAUAUAACUGUACUGGUGCUCAGUACAGCAUGUACUGCAACACAAGUCUACAUGAGUUCUACUUCCGGAGAUAUCAGUACCAAAAUCAGUACCAAUGUGUUAAUAAUAACUGUAACUGCCUUGGUAAUAAGGACACCUGUACAUGCUCUAGUAUUACUCUGUCAUCGUGCUUCUGUGAGUCCUAUGGCAAUAGCAUCACUCUCACUACAGCAGUUAGUCCAACGUAUGGCUGUGGUCUUUUUAAUGACACGUACAUCUGCACUGGUGCUCAGUACCGUUUGUACUGCAACAUAAGAAUACAUGGUUUCAACUACUGGAGAUAUCCCAGUUAG